This is a messenger RNA of Camelus dromedarius (Arabian camel), 3653 nucleotides long. RefSeq names its product golgi membrane protein 2 (gene GOLM2). The transcript has 10 exons. The coding region runs from base 304 to 1614 and encodes 436 amino acids. The record is from RefSeq and is a predicted model, not a curated record. Lineage: Eukaryota; Metazoa; Chordata; Mammalia; Artiodactyla; Camelidae.
CUAACCCUGAAGUGUUGGGCCCGGGGUGCGGGCAUCUGGGUUUUCCUGGUUCCGCCCAGCUGGUGCAGGGUAGUGUUCAAAGCCUCGGAACGCACUUUGGCCAGAUUUGAGGAGGGGGGGGCGGGGAGGGGCCUGCGGCUUGCGGCCCCGCCCCCUUCUCCGGCUCGCCGGCUGGCGAAUCGGCCCUGCUCCUCCUUCAGCCGGUCCUGGGGCCGCGUACCCCAGGCAACCCAGCAGCCGCGGCCUGAGUGUCUGCUCGCAGGUGUCGGCGUCGAAGCCCCGGACACAGCCUGGUUCGGCCCCAUGGUGGGUUUCGGGGCCAACCGGCGGGCCGGCCGCCUGCCCUCCCUCGUGUUGGUGGUUCUGCUGGUGGUGAUCGCGGUCCUUGCCUUCAACUACUGGAGCAUCUCCUCCCGCCACGUCCUGCUUCAGGAGGAGGUGGCCGAGCUGCAGAGCCAGGUCCAGCGCACCGAGGUGGCCCGCGGGCGCCUGGAGAAGCGCAAUUCGGACCUCCUGCUGUUGGUGGACUCGCACAAGAAACAGAUUGACCAGAAAGAGGCUGACUACGGCCGCCUUAGCAGCCGGCUGCAGGCCAGGGAGGGCCUGGGGAAAAGAUGCGAGGAUGACAAGGUUAAGCUACAGAGCAACAUAUCAUAUCAGAUGGCAGACAUACAUCAUUUAAAGGAGCAACUUGCUGAGCUUCGUCAGGAGUUUCUUCGACAAGAAGACCAGCUUCAAGACUAUAGGAAGAACAACACGUACCUUGUGAAGAGGUUAGAAUAUGAGAGUUUUCAGUGUGGACAACAGAUCAAGGAAUUAAGAGUACAGCAUGAAGAAAAUAUUAAAAAGUUAGCAGACCAGUUUUUGCAGGAACAAAAGCAAGAGGCCCACAAGUUUGAAUCAAAAGAUGGAAAUGAAUUGGAUAUAAACAAUCAUGCAGGACCUAAAAACAUUCUAAACGUAGCUGAGAAUGCUGCAGGCAAGAAUGAAGAACCUUCAAGCAAUCAUAUUCCACAUGGGAAAGAACAAAUCAAACGAGAUGGUGAUGCAGGAAUGCCUGGAAUAGAAGAGAAUGACCUUGCAAAAGCUGAAGAUCUUCCGACAGCUUUAAAGAAACCCGUUGUUUCCUUUUCUCAAUAUGAAAGCCAUCAAGCAAUCUCCCAUCUUCCAACUGGACAACCUCUCUCCCCAAAUAUGGUUCCAGAUUCUCAUGUAAACCACAACGGAAACCCCAGAACUUCAAAACAGAACCCUUCCAAUCCUCUUCAGCGUUUAAUUCCAGGCCCUAACUUGGAGAAUGAACCCAGAAUUCAAGCAGAGAUUCUAAAGCAGGCUGCCAAGGAUAGAGCUGGUGAUUUCCAUAAAUUGAAGCAAAGCCGAUUCUUUGAUGAAAAUGAAUCCCCUGUUGAUCCGCAGCAUGGCUCUAAACUGGCGGAUUAUAAUGGGGAUGAUGGUAACGUAGGUGAGUAUGAGGCAGACAAGCAGGCUGAACUGGCUUACAAUGAGGAAGAAGAUGGUGAUGGUGGAGAGGAAGACGUCCAAGAUGAUGAAGAACGAGAACUUCAAAUGGAUCCUGCAGACUAUGGAAAGCAACGUUUCAAUGAUGUCCUUUAAGCCGUAAAGGAAAACUUCAGAAUACCUAAAGUGCUGUAAAAUGGCAUCAUUUCUACUUUGUCGACUUUGACUCUUGUUGUAAAGAUCAGUUGUAUCAGUUGUAAAGAUACAUUGAGAUAGAUUUAAGGAAAAAUUUUAAUGAAGGAAUGUACCCAUGUACAUACGUGAACUUUUCAUAUUGUAUUAUUAAAGCAGAGACUUUUGGGAUUGUGUUACAGUUGAGCCAAAAACAAAGUAAGCAAAACUGUAAUCUUUGCAUUUAAAGCAAACUAAUGUAUAUUUUACAUUUUAUUGAGCCUAAUUCUUUCCACAAAUGGACAAACAGGAGAAAAUGGUUGUACAGUUUAUAUGUUGCACAUAGCAUAACCAUAGUGAGAACAGUUAUUCAGCUGAAAAACUUUUUAUAACUAAUAUAUUCUUGUUAGCCCAACAGGUAUUCUGUUUUAUCUACCCUUCAUCUCAUACUCUUCAAGGAGUUAUACCUAAAAUAACUACAUAAAAGAGAGGGGAACCCAGAAAACAAACACUGGGCAGCUGUGUGUAAAAUCACUUCCCUACUCCUUUUAUUUUACAUGAAUACUGACGUGUUUUGGCAGAUAAGCUUUCAGCUGAGGCCUGAUGGAAGUUGAGAUAGCCUGCGAAGAUAUAACAAUAUUUAUGAUUUGUACCUUGCUUAGUUCAUGAAAUUGUGAAAUGUAUGAUUGACAAUAUAUUUCCAAUUUUUAUUUUUUCACAUAAUACCAGUGCUGUUUAACUAUAACAAGUACUGGCUAAAAUUUUUAUAUUUUCAGAGUUCAAGUUGGUGAAGAUAUUAAUUAUUUAAAUGCCGGAUUCUGAAAGAGGCUAAAUCAACUUUGAAAUGAAUUUGCAACCAGUAUUUCAAAGCUUCUCUGGUAGUUUUAGUGAUCUUAUUUGACUAGACUUUUGGAAGUACUAAAUAAGGAAUUUUAACAGAUUUUUAUUAGUGCACAGAUAAAUAGAAGUACAAUGAGGUCUACAGCCAUUUUAUUAAAAUAGCUUAAAAGUUUGUAAUAAAGAGGAAAAAUCUUUGUGUUUAAUUUUUAGUUAAGAACCCAUAAACCUCAUAUUUGCUAGACUUAAAAAAUUAUUUUAAAUAUAUUUGUCUUUUUUGACACUCUUCAGUAGAAUACGUAAGCUAGCUAAUCCCUGUUUUCUGAUUGAAAACACUUUUAAAUCUUACCCCCCUUCCCCCAAAUAAAAGAUUUGCUCAUGAGAAAUUUAAGCUUGCUAAUAAUUCUGUUUUUCAGAAGGGCUACAGUUAAUUGCACAUAAACAUGAGAUUUUUUUUCCCUGUACUCAGGUUCUAGUCAAAAUCCAAACUUAUAGAGGUAAAAAAAAAAAAAAAAAAGAUUGUUCACUUAUUAGAGGUGCAAAAUUCUUAGAUUUCAGUUUGAAAUCAUUUAGCAACCAAGAAAAGAUGUAGUGAUUUACUAAAAUUAUUUUUUUCUACCAUAUCAAAGUAAGUAAUUCAUGCCUUUGCUAUGAGAAGAGUCAGGCCUAUAAUGAAUAGGUGUGACAGUUCACAGAAUUUUUGUAAAUGGAGUUAAAGGGAACUGAUGUACACUUUUUGGAAGUUAGGAUAGGAAGAUGAAUCUAAAACAUAUCCCUAGUAAUACUUGAUAUUUAAUACUGUAAAAUCUUUACAAAUGAAAACCAUGAAAUUUCCUGCCUUUGUUCCUUUAUCAUGAAAACAAUCAUUUGCUUAUAUGGUAGCUAUUACUUACACAGCAAAAUUUCUUCAAUUAGCAGUCUAAACAUUUUAUAAACUGAGAAAUCUUGGACCAAUUGAUAAUAUUUCUGACUGUAUUAACAUUUUAGUGCUAUAAAAUACUAUGUGAAUCUCUUAAAAUUCUGACAUUCUACAAUCUAUAUUAGACAUGCGGGUUUUAUAAUGUUUUACUUCUGCCUUAAGAUUUAGGUUUUUUAAAUGUAUUUUUGCCCUGAAUUAAGUGUUAAUUUGAUGGACACUCUGCUUUUAAAAUCAUCACUUACUGGGUUCUAAUAAAUUAAAAACUAAA